GAUAAGAUGAUACUUCAACCAUUUUUAUUUUUUUUUAUAUUGUAAUUGCACUAAACACUCUCUCUCCACCCUAACUAUCUCCACCGCGGCUUUCACUGUUCACACUUCUUAUUUUCUCACAAAUUUUCUAUCAUUUUCUCGGGAAAAUUCCAGCUGAAGAUACUGACUUCAACAUAUACUUUCAGAUUGAUUGGUAAUCGGAAGAAUCCGGGAGAAAGUUGCCCCGAUCCAGGUGGCCACGCUCGCAGUAUCUCAUUCACACGUGAAACUACGCGCCGCCUCCACUCCGAGACGGUUCCCUGCUUCCUCCUUGCAGGUACUCUUUUUCUCAUCCUUCAAUCGCGCCGUGACUGUAAGGAUGGCUCUCUCUCCGUCUGCCCAAAACCCAGUUGUUGAGCAGCAGAAAGUUACAAUAUCAAACAAACAUGGUGAAAAACUGAUAGGCUUAUUACUUGACACUGGAUCCAACGACAUAGUUAUAUUAUGCCAUGGUUUUUGUUCCACAAAGGAAAACGAUAUCAUGGUGAAUCUUGCCACCGCAUUAGAAAAGGAAGGAAUCUCUGCCUUCCGUUUCGACUUGGCUGGAAAUGGGGAAAGUGAAGGUUCAUUUGCAUAUGGAAAUUACAGGAGAGAGGCUGAUGAUUUACGUGCUGUAAUCGAACACUUCCGCGGAGCAAGCCCAAGCAGAGGCAUAAGUGCAAUUCUUGGGCAUAGUAAAGGAGGCGAUGUGGUGCUCCUAUAUGCUUCAAAAUAUCAGGAUAUCAGCACAGUUUUCAAUGUUUCUGGCCGUUAUGAUCUGAAGAGAGGCAUUGAAGAACGAACUGGAAAGGGUUUUAUGGAAAAGAUCAACCAAGAUGGAUUCAUUGAUGUUAAGGAUGGAACGGGGAGUGUCAUUUAUCGUGUCACCAAGGAAAGUCUGAUGGAUCGCCUGAAUACUGAUAUGCAUGAAGCAUGCCCUGCGAUCAAGAAGGAUUGCAGGGUCUUCACCAUUCAUGGUUCUGCUGAUGAAAUCAUCCCUGUGGAGGAUGCGUUAGAGUUUGCCAAGAUCAUACCAAAUCACACUCUACACAUCAUAGAAGGAGCAAAUCAUUGCUACACUUCACAUCUAACUGAGUUAGCAUCUGUUGUGUUGAACCUCAUGAAGGCAACCUUGAAGCAGGGCAAGGAUAACCCUUAGAGCUUGGUAGUGAUGUGCAUCAAGAAAUCAAAAUAAUACCCUAGAUAGCACUUGAUCCAGGGUAGUGUGGUUUUCACUUUUUUCAGGCAGUUUUUUCCAAGAAUUGCUGGGUUUGUCAAGGUCUAACUUUUUCCUGUGCUUGUAUUUACUGGUGGGUCCAUCUAUUAAUAAUACAAGCGUAAGCAUUUAAUAUUAUGAGGAAAAAAGUUUAUA
Populus euphratica (Euphrates poplar) is the source of this 1390-nucleotide messenger RNA. RefSeq lists its product as uncharacterized. The coding region runs from base 359 to 1177 and encodes 272 amino acids. NCBI's taxonomy places the organism in Eukaryota, Viridiplantae, Streptophyta, Magnoliopsida, Malpighiales, Salicaceae. Gene Ontology annotation, cellular component: cytosol. The record is from RefSeq and is a predicted model, not a curated record. The transcript has 2 exons.